Carcharodon carcharias (great white shark) is the source of this 2094-nucleotide messenger RNA. RefSeq names its product very low-density lipoprotein receptor-like. The coding region runs from base 1 to 2094 and encodes 697 amino acids. The transcript has 14 exons. The record is from RefSeq and is a predicted model, not a curated record. Gene Ontology annotation, molecular function: calcium ion binding; protein binding. Lineage: Eukaryota; Metazoa; Chordata; Chondrichthyes; Lamniformes; Lamnidae.
AUGACCUGUAGGCCAUCAGACUUUAUGUGCCGCAACAGACAAUGCAUACCCAGUGGAUGGCUGUGUGAUGGUAAUGUGAACUGUAGAGAUGGAUCUGAUGAAAGUCCUGAAAUCUGUCAUGUGAAAAAGUUUCAUAUCCAUGAAAUCAGCUGUGGCCCUGAAUCAUCUCAAUGCAUUCCUGCCUCUUGGAGGUGUGAUGGUGAAAAGGACUGUGAUAAUGGUGGUGGAGAACUCAUCUGUGGUGCUUUUACUUGUGACCUAACAGAAUUUACCUGCUCCAAUGGUAGAUGCAUUUCUAUGGUAUUUGUCUGCAAUAAUGAGAGUGACUGUAGUGAUGGAAGUGAUGAAAAAGGCUGUGCACCAGCUUCCUGUGGCCCACAUGAGUUUCAGUGCAAUAAUUCUGAAUGUAUCCCCUUGAAUUGGGUGUGUGACAGAAAUGCUGAUUGUGCUGACCAAUCUGAUGAAUUCCCAGGCCGUUGUGGGCACAUUCAUCCUCUGACCUGUUCUCCAAAUGCUGUUCAGUGUGACUCUGGUGAAUGUAUCCAUAGUCACUGGUACUGUGAUGGAGAUAUGGACUGCAGAGAUGGAAGUGAUGAAGUCAAUUGCUCUCAUCACACAUGUAGACCAGAUCACUUCCAAUGUGGGGAUGGUGUCUGUAUCCAUAAUGACAGAAAAUGUAAUGGACUGAAUGACUGUCUUGAUGCCAGUGAUGAAUCAGGCUGUAUGAAUGUAGAGUGCAUGGGACCCACUGACUUUAAAUGUGGCAGUGGAGAAUGUAUUGAUAUGAUAAAAGUCUGUGACCAGCAUCAAGACUGCAGGGACUGGAGUGACGAACCAUCCAAGGAAUGUAAUGUGAAUGAGUGCUUAAACGACAAUGGUGGCUGUUCUAAUAUCUGUAACGAUCUGAUCAUUGGCUAUGAAUGUGAUUGCCCUGCUGGUUUUAAGUUAAUUGAUAAAACUUGUGAUGAUAUUGAUGAAUGCAAAAUUGCUGGAACCUGCAGUCAAACUUGCAUCAAUUUGGAAGGAAGCUAUAUGUGUGAAUGUCACAUUGGAUAUAACAUAGAUCCAGCUAGUGGAGUUUGCAAGGCUGUAGGAGAGGAGCCAUACUUGAUCUUCACUAAUCGCCAUGAUAUCAGGAAACUGGGAUUGCAUCACAAAGAGUAUAGUCAGGUAGUUGCACAACUGAGAAAUGCUGUGGCGCUGGAUACUGAUGUGGCAGAGCAGAUAAUCUUCUGGGCUGACUUGGGACAGCGGGCUAUUUUUAGCAUGCAGAUGGAUAAACACAAAGGCAGCGCUGGUAUUUCCAAGCUUGUUAACAAUGUACGAAUUCAUGUGGGAAUUGCUGUUGACUGGAUCUACAAUAACAUUUACUGGACUGAUAUGGGUGCUAGGACCAUAUCUGUUGCAAGCUUUGAUGGAAUCAGAAGGAAAACGCUCUUUGAAAGCAACUUGAGGGAACCAGCUUCUGUAGCAGUUGAUCCACUAUUGGGGUAUAUUUAUUGGUCAGACUGGGGUGAGCCUGCAGUAAUUGAAAAAGCAGGAAUGAAUGGUGUUGAUCGCAAGCUCCUAGUUACCAGAGACAUUGAAUGGCCAAAUGCCAUUGCACUUGAUCUUGUGAAAAACCAUCUAUAUUGGGUUGACUCUAAGCUGCAUACACUAUCAAGUGUGGAUAUGACUGGACAGGAUAGAAGAACUGUACUUUCCUCUCAUGAAUUUCUUGCACAUCCUUUUGGUGUAUCAAUAUUUGAGGAUCAUGUCUUCUGGACUGACUGGAAGUAUAACACAAUCUAUGGAGCUAAUAAAUACACAGGAAGUGAUCUGAUGGUGUUAAUCUCCAACCUUAAGGAAGCUCAGGACAUCAUUGUCUAUCAUGAGCUUGUACAGCCAACAGGCAAAGAUUGGUGCAAUGAGAAUCUGAAGAAUGGAGGAUGUAAAUACAUGUGUCUUCCAGCUCCUCAGAUCAACAGUUACUCUCCAAAAUACACCUGUGUGUGUCCAUCUGGAAUGGAGUUGCAAAAGGAUGGACAGCACUGUAGAACAGGUAUGAGAAUGAAGUACAAAAGCAAAGUACUACAGAUGCUGGAAAUGAAAUAG